Molecule: messenger RNA, 1239 nt
Organism: Malassezia sympodialis ATCC 42132
Lineage: Eukaryota; Fungi; Basidiomycota; Malasseziomycetes; Malasseziales; Malasseziaceae
Gene: ARG1
Product: argininosuccinate synthase
Biological process (GO): L-arginine biosynthetic process; urea cycle
Cellular component (GO): cytoplasm
Molecular function (GO): argininosuccinate synthase activity; ATP binding
Source: RefSeq, a predicted model, not a curated record
AUGAUAGACACAUCUACCAUCCUUGCUUGGCUUAUUGAUGAAGGUUAUGAGGUCAUUGCCUACAUGGCUAAUGUCGGUCAAGAGGAAGACUUUGAUGCCGUGCGCGAGAAGGCGCUCAAGUGCGGAGCCAAGGACUUUAUUCUUGACGACAUGCGCCGUGAAUUUGUGGAAGAGCUGAUUUUCCCCGCCAUCCAGGCGAAUGCUAUCUACGAGGACGUGUACCUGCUGGGCACGUCGCUGGCCCGACCAGUCAUUGCGCGCGGCAUGAUGGAGACGGCCGCGAAAAUGCAGUGUGCGUACGUGUCUCAUGGAUGCACGGGCAAGGGAAACGACCAGGUCCGCUUUGAGCUUGCUUUCUAUGGUCUGAACCCCGAUAUCAAGGUGAUAGCGCCGUGGCGGAUUCCCAAGUUCUACCAGCGCUUUGCCGGCCGCAGUGACUUGUUGGAGUAUGCGGCUUCGAAGGGAAUCCCCGUCGCGCAGACCAAGGCGAAGCCUUGGUCUACUGACGAGAAUCUAUUCCAUAUCUCGUACGAGGCGGGUAUUCUUGAGGACCCCAACACGACGCCGCCUGAGGACAUGUGGAAGUUGACACAGUCGCCCCAGAACGCGCCAAAUGAGCCUGAGAAGAUCACUCUCGAUUUUACCAAGGGUAUUCCGACCAAGCUGACGCUCACAUCAUCGGGUCAGUCGUUCACCGACUCGGUGGACCUGUUCCUGCAGCUGAAUGCACUCGCGCGCAAGCACGGCAUUGGCCGCGUCGACAUCGUGGAGAACCGUUUCAUUGGCGUCAAGUCGCGUGGCUGCUACGAAUCGCCCGGUGCCACGAUCCUCCGUGCCGCUCACAUUGACCUCGAGGGUCUCACGCUCGACCGUGAGGUGCGCCGCAUUCGUGAUCAGAUUGUGACGACCAAGCUGUCAGAAAUCCUGUACUACGGCUUCUUCUUUAGCCCUGAGAGCCAGUAUGUCCGUGGCUGCAUCCCCCCUAGCCAGCUGACGGUGAAUGGCACGGUCAAGCUGAGCCUGUACAAGGGCAACGUCGUCAUUGAGGGCCGCAGCUCCGAAGAAAUGUUGUACGACGAAAAGUUCUCCUCGAUGGAUGAGCUGGGUGGCUUUGAACCCGAGGAGACGUCUGGCUUUAUUUCCGUGCAGUCGAUCCGCCUCAAGCGCUUCGGGCUGGGCCAGGCACAUAAGGGCCUGGCGGGCGUCGACAAGGCCAAGGCGUACGCGCUGCCCAAGUAG